Molecule: messenger RNA, 3287 nt
Organism: Ostrea edulis (European flat oyster)
Lineage: Eukaryota; Metazoa; Mollusca; Bivalvia; Ostreida; Ostreidae
Product: transient receptor potential cation channel subfamily M member-like 2
Exons: 17
Coding region: 462-2210 (582 amino acids)
Biological process (GO): monoatomic cation transmembrane transport
Cellular component (GO): membrane
Molecular function (GO): monoatomic cation channel activity
Source: RefSeq, a predicted model, not a curated record
UUUGAGAGACGUGACUGUCUAGACCAAUCAGAAUACGCGUUGCAUAGAAUUCUCAUACUGAGGUAUAAUAAAUAUUUUACCAGUAUUUAAUGACAAAACUACUUUAAACAAUCGGUCAAUGUAUAUUUCUAUCAACCAAGUCAAAACAAUCUCAUAACCUCAGAGCUUAUGAAUUUACCUUACGAAAUAGUUUGAUUGUAUUUUAUAUUGAGAAGUAUAUUUGCUAUAAAACUUAUUCGACCUUAUGCUCUUUCACAGGAGAAAGAUUGCCUAAGAAAAUUUCUGACCUAUUUGGUUUAAUUUUUUACGCACUUCUGAAGAAAAAAUAUUACGAUGGCGCUAAACAACUCAUUGAAACAGGAUAUGUUCGAAUCCCCCACCUUUUGAUUGGAUGUACCAUUCUACAAGAGGCGGCAGAUGACUGGAAUACGAAUCAACUGCGAAAGGAAAAUAUCUUACAGAUGAAAGAAAUGUGCACACAGCAGGCCCUGCGAAUAACGAGUUGUAUCCAUGAAGCUGACACAAAAGGCAAUAUAAAAAACAAAGACGGGACAAAGAUAUUAGAACAACGCAUUGAUCACGCCGGCAGACUUCUCCUGAAUCGCGGGUACCUGUCAGACGCCAUAAAGACAGAAAACAGUACUUAUCUAAACGAUGAAAUCGUCAAAAAAGUUAUCAGUCAGAUGUGGUACAAACAUGAAAGUGUUUCUUUUGGAAGUGGUUUGCUAUUCUUCAUCUUGACAAUGUUUCACAGCCUUUUGUUGCUACCUUUGAUGGUAACGAUGGAGAAUAAGCCUCUGGGGUGGCUCUACAGGCAGUACAGUGUUCCUGUCAUGAAAGUCCUUCUAAAUGGGUUUGGUUGGCUGAUGAAUUUGGUUGCAUUUGCCUACAUGCUACUCUUUGAUUUCACGGAAAUAAUUUCAAGAACGGAUUGGUUUAUAAUUGCCUGGAUGACAAGUUAUUUUAUUGACGAAACAAAACAGAUUAUCAUUGCAAUAAUGAGAGGGAAGAUCGGAUCUUACCUCAGUAACUGGUGGAAUCGAUUAGACUGGCUGACAAUGACUGUAUACCUUUCUGGGAUGCUGACUAAACUGGGCAGUGGACAGGCAUAUCACAACGCCUCCAAGAUUCUUUUAGUUUUGACUUUCAUCCUGAUGUGUGUCAGAUUCCUUAAUUCGUUGACAAUAUCGGAAAUUGUCGGACCAAAGCUUGUGAUGGUUAGAAAAAUGUUUCUGGACACCUUUGCAUUCCUUGCAAUCAUGACAGUAAUUAUUAUGUGCUAUAAUGUUUCGUAUUACGCUAUCCUUUAUUCCGAGAACUCUGAUCUCAGUUUUGCACAGCUUGAAAGGGUAUUUCGAAAUGGUUUUUGGAUUUUAUUUGGGGAAUUAUCACUUGAAAGUGACAGACUGAAAGAACCAGACUGUACGUUCAACAAAACAAUUUAUAAUGCAGGGAAAAUAGAUCGUUGUCCGUCAGAAUUGGGUCUCUUUCUGGCUCCAUAUCUAAAGGCUGCGUAUACCUUGCUCGCCAUCGUUCUUCUUUUAAAUCUUCUAAUUGCUAUGUACAGUAACACUUUCUCGGAAGUUCACGAAAAGAGUAAAUUCUACUGGGCACUUCUUCAAACGGACUUCUUGGAAGAAUACAGCGUGAAGAGUAUUUUCCCAAUUCAUUUCCAGCUCCUAGUUGUACCGAUGUGUCUUGUCCACUUUUUGUUCUGGAUCCCGAUUUCGUGGUUACGCUCUAACCAUCAGUCCAACGUCAAUAAAAACCCAAUGUAUUUCAGAGUCUUUAUAUAUGACGCAAACUUUGACUUGAAAUUGGAUGAAACGCUAGAUGCAGAAGGAAAGGCUGCAUUGGAAGCAUCGGGUGAUCUGGAGGGAACAGAUGAAGACAAACUAACAGUUCUCCAAACGGAGGUAGAGAACCAUAAAAGAGUCACGAACAAGAUCGAAGAAAGGACGAACAAAAUUGACGAAAGAACGAACAAGAUGGACGAAAGAACGAACAAGAUUGACGAGAGAAGUUCAGAGAUUCUGAAUGAAAUAGAACAGAUGAAAAGAGACAUAAGACUCCUAUGCAAAGCGGUAUCACCUGACACAAUGAUCGAGGAAGAGGUUAAAAAUCCGCCAACAGAAAUACGGGAUGCAGAUAAAGAUCAGAUACCACAACCCUCCAUGGUGUCGGAUGAUAUGAAGGUUAUUUAUGUAUAAGAUUUCGAUGACAACGAUUCGGAUUCAACCGUCCUUGGAUUCAUCUACUUAUUUUCAAAACCUGCUUUGGAUAAAUGAUUGGUUUAGAAACUGAAAUUGGAAUGAAGGGUGACUAAAAUGCAACAUGGAAGCAGAGAAUUGUAUUUAUUGCAAAAGAGUGUGUUUUCAUGUAUACUCUUUAAUGUAGAUGUGCUUUAUCUUCAUCUGUGUCUUUAAUUACAUUAUCAUCGAUGGGAUUACGUGGCGUCGGUGGCCGAGUGGUUAGGCCGUCAGACUCUCGACCGAAAGGUCGUGGGUUCGAGUCCUGGCCACGGCAGGGCUGACAUUGUGUCCUUGGGAAAGGCACUUUACAUGAAUUUCCUCACUCCACCCAAGUGUAAAAAGGGUACCUGGCUAUAGACAGUGAAAGAUAUUGUUAGAAUGUUAGUGCUCUAGCGCUUGUAAUGGCAGCUUGCACUGUAUGCUUCCUAGGAAGCUGAGAAAGUUCUAGAUUGAUAUAAGGUCUGCCGGGGUAAUAAUGUACAUUGAUAAUUGUAAAGCGCUCUGAGCAGCAUACGCUGGAUAAGGCGCUAUAUAAAACCAAUUAUUAUUAUUAUUAUUAUUAGAACAUUCUGCAAAAAAAAAAGAAGAAAAUUAUUUAAAAAACUAGCAAAGUCGAACAGAGUCUAGAUGAUAGAAAUACUUGAUGUUUCAAAGUACACUUUAUGGAUGAUGUUCAAAUAUAUUUACUGAAUAUUUAGGUAAUUCAUUAUGAAUUCUUUGAUUUUGAUUGGAGGAUUAAAUCUAUAAAAAACUGACAUUGAUGACAUGUUAUGUAAAUCAUUUUCUUUUUUUCAAAUCGUCACUUUCUUUUUCUUUAAAUAGAAUUACAAGUUUUAGAUGUAACUUGACUUAUCGUGUGUCUUACAUUACACAGUAACUAAACUACCAACUGAUGUGAAAUGAACUGUCGUUCUACUGUUAUAAUUAAUGUUGUAUUAUUAUUCUUUAAAUAGAAUUACAAGUUUUAGAUGUAACUUGACUUAUCGUGUGUCUUACAUUACACAGUAACUAAACUACCAACUGAUGUGAAAUGAA